AUGUUUGUAAGUCUUUCAGAGGAGCAACAGAAGGAGUUGGCGAAGAGACUCGUGUCGUUUUUGUUCAUAUAUAAACACAUCUCCGACUCCUACAUAAUUGAGUUUUUUAGUGAGAACCUGUGGGAGACGCUACCAAAAGGAUGGCAGAAAGCUUUGGAAGAUCUAACAGCACCGCAGGUUGCAGAGCUGCUGCUGGAUAACCAAACCAAAAACAGAGUGUACCCGACUGUAUGGCCUCUAUCACUACUUGCGCUACGGGCUACAGCUCACACCUUAACAUUUCCUCGUAUGAAUAAGGUAGUGAAGGCUGAUGAGUUCCAUUCUAACAGCAGUCAGAGCUCUCUGCUUAAGCACAUCUUCCGCAAGCAUGUCAAACCAAAGAAACAACAUGAGAUUCUCAAGCUUGGAAUGAUGGUUAAGCAGCUGUGUGAACAGACUCAGUGUAGCCGGGUGGUUGAUGUCGGGUCUGGGCAGGGCCAUUUGACGCGUUUCCUGUCAUUUGGACUUGGACUGGAUGUUACUGCUAUUGAGGCUGAUUCCAACCUGGUUUCUACAGCCUCCAAAUUUGAUGGACAGCUGCAAUCAACGCUGGCCAAAGAGAGUCAAAGGUCAGGAAUCGUACACACACUGCCCGAUGCCGCACCUCGACACGUAAUUGGCUGGGUCAACCCCAGAGACACCUGGAGGAUCUUUCUUCAGCAGCUCGGGAAGGAUGAGAAUCACUGUGAGAACAACCCUGACUCGGCAGGCCGGUGUAAAAAGAGACAGCGGGUAUCGAUGUCACCAGACAAGGAAUGUGAGCCUGAAACGGAGCUCGUUCAUAAAAGCCAACACUUGUGCAGUGGGGAGUGUAGGUCGGUAGCUGAUGCUGAUGAGAGAACAUUCACAUUUCCUCUUCAGAAUGAUGAUGGACAAAACUUCCAGUCCAACACUGAGACAGCAGAAGCUCAUUUUCAUGCAGGUUUUGUUUCAAACUGUUGCUGUAAAGACAGAACUGAAAAGCAUAUGAAGACGCCAGUAGUUCAUUCUAACGCUAAAGAACCCAGCAGCUCAGAUUUUGUCUUAACUGGACUUCACGCCUGUGGUGACCUUAGCGCUACUCUCCUCCGUCAUUUCGCCAGCUGCCCCAACGUUCGAGGAAUCACCUCUGUAGCCUGCUGCUAUAUGAAAAUCACUACCAAAGAGAACUCCACCCCCCCUGGACUAGUCCUGCCUCCUCAUCCUGAAAACAUGAAGGAAGGGUCACAAUCAGAAUACGGCUACCCUAUGAGUGAGUGGGUCGGAGGGUUGCCCGGACACCAGCUGUCCUACAAGGCCCUUGAAGGGGCGUGCCAUGCAAUUGAGGACUACCUCCAAAGGCUGAGAGAGGACAGCGGGUUGUUAAGAACACACUGCUACAGAGCGGCUUUGGAGACCAUCAUCAGAGCAGAGAGGCCUGAGCUCCGCAGGGCAGGAGUUCAGACCAUUAAGAAAGCCCAUAUGCUGCCAUUCUCAGAGUAUGCCCGCCUGGGCUUAAGCCGCGUUGGCCUGCCUGGCGACUUGGCAUACGACUCUGCCUUUGUGGAAGGUCUGCUAGAGCAGCACGGCCGAGUGGUGGUUUAUUUCAGCCUGGCUCUGUUACUGGCUCCUGUGGUCGAGAGUUUGGUGCUGUUGGACAGAAUGCUGUUCCUACAGGAGAGAGGUUUUCAGAGCCAGCUUGUUCCAUUGUUUGACCCAGUACUGUCCCCCCGAAACCAUGUGCUGCUAGCAGUGAAACCAGAAGCAGAUGGAGAAGAGGUUUAACUCCAAACCGGUUCUCUACAAUUAGUUGCCGGGACUUUAGGUUUGGACUGAUUUGAAAGAAAAGUUUGCUCAUUACAUUCAAAUGUAGUUAUUAGUGAAAUGUCAUGAGUGUAGUUGCACUUUUUAUUGUUGUACCAGCUGGAUUGAAUAUCGUUUUAACUGCUGUUUUAGUUUUUUAUUCAAAUUCUAUCUGAAAUCUCCCUGUAUGUAAUAAUUGCAGUAAUUUAUGAUAAAAUGUAUUUGUUUUACCCACUUUUAAUAAAUGAGUGGCCUCCUUCA
Messenger RNA from Trichomycterus rosablanca, 2061 nucleotides. It is a transcript of the gene mettl25b, whose product is annotated as methyltransferase like 25B. Lineage: Eukaryota; Metazoa; Chordata; Actinopteri; Siluriformes; Trichomycteridae. The coding region runs from base 1 to 1782 and encodes 593 amino acids. The record is from RefSeq and is a predicted model, not a curated record. Gene Ontology annotation, biological process: rRNA modification. The transcript is spliced from 8 exons. Gene Ontology annotation, molecular function: rRNA (adenine-N6,N6-)-dimethyltransferase activity.